GGUCUCGUUGCCUGCAUGAGUGUCUGCUGCCUGCCUGCCUGACUCUGGACCGUAGUUUGCCCGCUUUCCUGCCGUCGCUCCGCAGCUGGAUGGCGUGGGACAUGUGCAACCAGGACUCUGUAUGGAGUGAUCUCGAGUGUGCUGCUCUGGUUGGCGAAGACCAGCCUCUUUGCCCAGAUCUCCCAGAACUUGACCUCUCCGAACUAGAUGUGAACGACCUGGACGCAGACAGCUUUCUGGGGGGACUCAAGUGGUACAGCGACCAGUCAGAAAUCAUCUCAAAUCAGUACAGCAAUGAACCCGCCAAUAUAUUCGAGAAGAUAGAUGAAGAGAGCGAGGCAAACUUGCUAGCCGUUCUCACUGAAACGCUGGACAGCAUCCCCGUGGAUGAGGAUGGAUUGCCUUCAUUUGAUGCACUGACAGAUGGAGAUGUGACCAACGAAAAUGCCGCUAGCCCUUCGCCAAUGCCCGACGGCACCCCUCCAACUCAGGAGGCAGAAGAGCCGUCUCUACUUAAGAAGCUCUUGCUGGCUCCAGCCAACACUCAGCUAAAUUACAAUGAAUGCAGUGGUCUCAGCACACAAAACCAUGCAAACACUAAUCACAGGAUCAGAACAAGCCCUGUGGUUGUUAAGACUGAGAAUUCAUGGAGCAAUAAAACGAAGAGCAUUUGUCAACAGCAAAAGCCUCAAAGACGUCCCUGCUCUGAACUUCUCAAAUAUCUGACUACGAAUGAUGACCCUCCUCAGACCAAACCAGCAGAGAACAGGAACAGCAGCAAAGAGAAAUGCACCUCCAAAAGGAAGCCUCAUCUGCAGUCUCAGACAAAUCAUCUGCAAGCCAAACCAACAAGUUUAUCACUUCCAUUGACGCCCGAGUCACCAAAUGAUCCCAAGGGUUCCCCAUUUGAGAACAAGACUAUUGAACAAACCUUAAGUGUGGAACUCUCUGGAACUGCAG
This is a messenger RNA of Nestor notabilis (Kea), 960 nucleotides long. RefSeq names its product peroxisome proliferator-activated receptor gamma coactivator 1-alpha-like. The transcript is spliced from 7 exons. Gene Ontology annotation, cellular component: nucleus. The annotation marks the transcript as partial. Gene Ontology annotation, biological process: positive regulation of transcription by RNA polymerase II. The record is from RefSeq and is a predicted model, not a curated record. Gene Ontology annotation, molecular function: transcription factor binding. Lineage: Eukaryota; Metazoa; Chordata; Aves; Psittaciformes; Psittacidae.